Messenger RNA from Lactuca virosa, 483 nucleotides. Lineage: Eukaryota; Viridiplantae; Streptophyta; Magnoliopsida; Asterales; Asteraceae. The record is from the annotation of a GenBank genome assembly.
AUGGGAUACCCACAUUACAUUUCUCUUGUUUAUGUUGUUUUCGUAUCAUUCCUACAUUUCUCUCAUUCACAUAAUGCACCACAAGACUAUGUGAAUGCCCACAAUGAUGUUCGAAAGGUGGUUGGUAUGGGGCCUAUGAAGUGGGAUGCAAAUGUGUCUAAAUUUGCAGAAAGUUAUGCCAAUAAAAGGAAGGAUUGCGCGCUAAUACACUCACACAAUCCAAAAUAUGGUGAGAAUAUUGCAUGGGGCACGGGAGAGUUCACGGGUUUGGAUGCGGUUAAGUUGUGGGCGGAUGAGAAGCGUGAUUACGAUUACAAUUCAAACACAUGUAAGCCGUUCAAGAUGUGUGGGCAUUAUACUCAAAUGGUUUGGAAAAACUCGAUUCGCAUUGGGUGUGCUAGGGCUAAGUGCAUGAAUGGUGCAUGGUUUGUGACUUGCAAUUAUGAUCCUCCUGGUAACUACAUUGGCGAAAAACCUUAUUAA